Neltuma alba is the source of this 1747-nucleotide messenger RNA. Its product is annotated as protein AAR2 homolog. The transcript is spliced from 13 exons. NCBI's taxonomy places the organism in Eukaryota, Viridiplantae, Streptophyta, Magnoliopsida, Fabales, Fabaceae. Gene Ontology annotation, biological process: spliceosomal tri-snRNP complex assembly. Bases 82 to 1263 code for a protein of 393 amino acids. The record is from RefSeq and is a predicted model, not a curated record.
CGCUUCAGAACAUUGCCCCGCCUUGUUCUUCCAUCUACACGAACACGAAGGACUGCAAACCGAAGCUUCAUAGUUGGAAACAUGGAUCCUGAAACAGCGUUAGAACUUGUGAAGCAUGGAGUCACUCUUCUCCUCCUCGAUGUUCCUCAGUAUACCCUCGUCGGAAUCGAUACUCAGAUGUUUUCUGUGGGACCUGCUUUUAAGGGUAUUAAGAUGAUCCCUCCUGGUCCUCAUUUUGUCUAUUACAGUUCUUCAAGCAGGGACGGCAAGGAGUUCUCACCAAUAAUUGGGUUCUUUAUUGAUGUUGGUCCUUCAGAGGUAAUUGUUCGAAAAUGGGAUCAACAAGAGGAAAGGCUGAUAAAAUUAUCCGAGGAAGAGGAGGAAAGAUACCGUCAAGCAGUUAAAAAUUUGGAGUUUGACAGACAUCUUGGGCCAUACAAUCUUAAUCAUUAUGUAGACUGGAAGCGAUUAUCUAAUUUUAUUUCAAAGAGUGUGAUAGAAAGGCUAGAGCCCAUUGGAGGUGAAAUCAAUGUUGUACAUGAGAGUGGGAUGGUUGGAAACACUCCAAAGACGCCAAUGGAGAAGGCUCUAGAAAAGCAACUUAAGGCUAGUAAGUUUGCAACAUCAGCUGACAAGUCUCAGAGUCAGAGGAAAGGAUGCUACUAUACAUCUGUUCCCAGCGUUAUAAAAUGUAAAGGGAUGCAAGGACAAGAACUUACUUCUUUGAAUCUUGACAAGACACAAUUGUUAGAAACUCUGCUGGAAAAAGAUUAUGGAGGUUCUGAGGACUUGCUUCUUGGAGAACUGCAGUUUGCAUUUGUUGCCUUCUUGAUGGGGCAAUCACUUGAAGCUUUUCUCCAGUGGAAGUCCUUAGUUAGCCUUUUUUUAGGCUGCACUGAAGCACCCUUCCAUACACGGAGUCAACUAUUCAAAAAGUUCAUAAAGGUAAUCUACUAUCAACUAAAAUAUGGACUACAGAAAGAUCGCCCAGAUGAAACAGGGCCAGCAUUGUUGGAUGAUUCUUGGUUUUCUGCCGACAGCUUUCUGCACCGUCUUUGUAAGGAUUUCUUUUCUCUGGUUCAAGAUGCCUCUGUUGUUGAUGGAGAUCUUUUGUCAUGGACGAGAAAAUUCAAGGAGCUGCUUGAGAGCAGUCUGGGAUGGGAGUUUCAGCAGAACAGUGCCGUUGAUGGGAUAUAUUUUGAAGAGAAUGACGAGUAUGCUCCUGUAGUGGAGAUGAUGGAUGAUGAACCUCCGGCCUCAUAGAGAUUAUGUAUAUCACACACACACAAACCAACAUCUGAGAGUUAAUUAUGACGUGGAAUUUCAAUUUGUCCUAACCUGCUGUCAUGACAUGACUUCUGGGAAAUUCCAUGUAUUUACAUUGUACAGUAGAAUGCAAUAACAUUCUUGGAAAUGAAGCAUUUUAGUAUUUUGCUUGGUAUAUUUAAAGAGUUGGUCGAUGUGAGAUCCGUGUAACCACCCUCAUGAAUGAUACAAGGUUUGUUGUUAUUGUUAUUAUUGCUGCUGCUGCUGACCGCAUGGGCUUCCUGAAGAUGCAGUCAGCAAAAUUCUGUAAAAUGGCUUUUAUUUGGCUCUUGAAGAUAAUACAAAGAAGCUUGCAUGGUUUGAUUCAAUUUUGAAAAUGUGCGGUGCCCACAAUUACAGUAUUUUUACUGGAAAUUGAAUUUUUCCUUUUGGAAAAUUGGUAAACAGUAGUCAGAGACGCCAGACAGUUAAUUCUACCCAA